AUGGCCCCUCGCAUGCCCAUCUCGUGCUGCCUGUCAAGCAGACCCGUUGCCGCCGCCUUUCGCGCUCGCUCGGCCACGCCUCCUUUAUCCUGCUCCUGCCUCCUGCGCACUGCCCUUGGCCGUGGCACACGACAGCAGCGACUCUACUCGUCCGAGGGCGGCCCGACUGGCAACAGGGACAAGGUCAAGUUUUGGCCCUUUAUCGCCGUCAUUGCCAUCGGUACGGCCGGGUACGUUGGGCUGGUGAACCGCCGCAAAGACAUGACGCGAACCGGCGGCGACCCCAAAGACCGGGACCAGCCUUCCCCUCACCCUCCGCCUCACCCGCCCGCCAGCUCCUCGUCGUCCUCGUCGUCCUCGUCGUCCUCGUCGUCCUCGUCGUCCGCGCCCGCCUUCUCCCCCUCCGACGUCACGGUGCUCUUCGUCCUCGGCGGCCCCGGCGCCGGCAAGGGCACCCAGUGCGCCAACCUCGUCAACAAGUACGGCUUCACCCACCUCUCCGCCGGCGACCUGCUCCGCGCCGAGCAGGAACGCCCUGGCUCCCAGUUCGGCGACCUCAUCCGGGACCACAUCAAGAACGGGCUCAUCGUCCCCAUGGAAGUCACCGUCCAGCUCCUCGAGAACGCCAUGGCCGAGGCCCUGCGGAGCAACACCAACGCCAGAAAGGGCCGCUUCCUCAUCGACGGCUUCCCGCGCAAGCUGGACCAGGCGCACAAGUUUGAAGAGUCCGUCUGCCCCGCCCGCGUCGUCCUCUUCUUCGACUGUCCCGAGACAGUCAUGGAGGAGCGCCUCCUCGAGCGCGGCAAGACCAGCGGCCGCGCCGACGACAACGCCGACAGCAUCCGCAAGCGCUUCCGGACCUUUGUCGAGACGAGCAUGCCCGUCGUCGAUUACUACGAGAAGCAGGGCAAGGUGAUCAGGAUCGACGCCACGCCUACGCCUGAUCAGGUCUUUGCCAGGACCCAGACGCGUUUGACCGAGGAGUUUGGCGACGAGUUUUGA
Molecule: messenger RNA, 1002 nt
Organism: Metarhizium album ARSEF 1941
Lineage: Eukaryota; Fungi; Ascomycota; Sordariomycetes; Hypocreales; Clavicipitaceae
Product: uridylate kinase
Exons: 2
Coding region: 1-1002 (333 amino acids)
Biological process (GO): UDP biosynthetic process; CDP biosynthetic process; 'de novo' pyrimidine nucleobase biosynthetic process
Cellular component (GO): cytoplasm; nucleus
Molecular function (GO): UMP kinase activity; ATP binding
Source: RefSeq, a predicted model, not a curated record